This is a messenger RNA of Cyprinodon variegatus (sheepshead minnow), 5479 nucleotides long. RefSeq names its product receptor-type tyrosine-protein phosphatase F-like. Lineage: Eukaryota; Metazoa; Chordata; Actinopteri; Cyprinodontiformes; Cyprinodontidae. Gene Ontology annotation, molecular function: protein binding; protein tyrosine phosphatase activity. The record is from RefSeq and is a predicted model, not a curated record. The transcript has 28 exons. Gene Ontology annotation, biological process: protein dephosphorylation. Bases 176 to 5413 code for a protein of 1745 amino acids.
AGGAUGGUAAUCUGGGUGAACUGACUGCACAGACCAUGUUUUCAGGAGGACUUUCUCACUUCAAAACAUUUUCAAACUACUAAUAUAUCAAAGCCGUUCUCUGGCAUCGAACACAGGAGCAGCAGACGCAUCUGGCCACGCUUCACUGGACUGCUGACAUUAUUGUGGAUCAAAAAUGAAGCAUCAGGACCUCGACAGGCAGAGUUUGGGAUUAAAUAAGCCAGACUACCCAUGCAUACACAGGGGUUGGUUGUUUUUAAUGCUUUUUCUCUGUUGCCAGGUAAAAGAUUUUGAAGACAAGUCGGGCUCUGUGCUUCGGAUCCAGCCCUUAAGAACCAGCAGAGACGAGGCCGUCUAUGAAUGCACAGCCACAAACAGUGCUGGAGAGAUCUCUGCACCUGCCAGGCUGAUUGUCCUAGAGGAGGACCAGAUACCUGCAGGAUUCCCCACCAUAGACAUGGGGCCCCAGCUGAAGGUUGUGGAGCGAACCAAUACAGCCACGAUGCUGUGUGCUGCCAGCGGAAGCCCUGACCCUGAGAUUUUCUGGUUCAAAGAUAUGUUGCCUGUGGACAUCAGCAGCAGUGCUGGGCGGAUUAAACAGCUGCGUUCAGGAGCACUUCAAAUUGAAAACAGUGAUGAGUCUGACCAGGGCAAGUAUGAGUGUGUGGCUGUCAACAAUGCUGGCACUCGCUUCUCCAGUCCUGCCAACCUUUAUGUUCGAGUGCGGCGCGUGCCUCCCCGCUUUUCCAUCCCGCCGACUAACUGUGAGGUGAUGCCCUCUGGAAGCGUCAACCUGACCUGUGUGGCAGUGGGUUCUCCAAUGCCUCUGGUCAAGUGGAGGAGCGGAGACAGGGAGCUAACCCAGGAGGAGGAGCUCCCCCUGGGCCGUAACAUCCUGCAGCUUACCAACAUCCAACAGUCUGCUAACUACACCUGUGUGGCCAUCUCAUCUCUGGGCAUGAUUGAAACCACGGCUCAGGUGUUUGUCAGAGCUCUUCCAAAGAAGCCCACCUUCCUGCAGGUGGUAGAAACCACAGCCACCAGUGUGACUUUAACCUGGGAGUCUGGGAACGCUGAGCCUGUGUUGUACUAUUUGGUCCAGUACCGCUCCAAGCCCUCUGAGAACGGUUUUCAGGAGAUCGAUGGCGUCGCAUCCACCCGCUACAGCAUCGGUGGCCUUAGCCCCUUCUCUGAAUACGAGUUCCGUGUCCUAGCUUCGAACAGCGUAGGUCGGGGGCCUCCGAGCAGCACCGUGGAGAUCAGGACAGGUGAGCAGGCACCAUCAUCUCCACCUCUUCAUGUACGAGCACGCCUCCUGAGCUCCACCACUAUACUGAUGGAAUGGGAGCCUCCAGAGGAACCAAACGGUCAGCUACAGGGCUAUCGGAUCUACUACAGGUCUGAGCCCAGCAGCCCAGUCAGCAGCUGGCAGAUACUCAACACCAAUGACAGCAGGUCCACCUCCAUCUCAGGUCUGACGCCAAACAUCACCUACAGCCUCAGGAUACUUGGCUUCACAGCAGUGGGAGAUGGACCGCUGUCUGAUGUUCUGCAGAUAAAAACUCAGCAGGGAGUUCCAUCCAUACCUUCAGGCUUUGAGGCCGAGGCAGAGUUGGACACCAGGGUAAUGUUGUCUUGGCUUUGGCCCAUCCAAGAUCACAUCCUCAGCUAUGAACUGCAUUACUGGGAGGCCAACAGUCCCAACGACAAGCGUAGUGUCAGUUUCAGCGCAGUGGGCUCCUAUGCAGUGGAUGGUCUGAAGCCAGACACACUCUACCUGUUUUCGCUAGCAGCUCGAUCUGACAGAGGUCUGGGAGUCUUCACUCCACCUGUCCAGGCCAGAACCACCAAAUCCAUGCUUGGACCUCCUCCAAGGAAGGUGGUGACAGAAACCCUCAACUCCUCCAGCAUCAGGGUGACCUGGAAGGCUCCGUUACCAGUAAAGCAAUCCGGACAGAUCCAAGGCUACCAUGUUAUCUGCUCCAGGCUGAGGAACAGAGAACCACACGGCCAGCCGGCCAUCAUCGACGUUUCAAACCCUAAAGCCCAGGAAACCAUCAUAUCAGGUCUGCUUCCUGAGACUACUUAUUCUAUCACUCUGACUGCCUACACCGCCAAGGGGGAUGGAGCUCCUAGCAAGGCAUCUGUGUUUACUACUAACGGUGCUGUGCCUGGAAAGCCAAGCAUGAUGAUCAAUAUGAUGGUGGGGAACACCGCUAUGAUCCAAUGGCAGCCUCCUAAAGAAAUGAUAGGAGAACAUCUAGGAUACCAACUCCAGUACAAGAGGGUGGAUGAGGAAACCUUCACCACCAAAGAUCUCAGGAAGACGGAUGACCAUUUUACUCUCACCGGCCUCCUUAAAGGAGCCACUUACAUUUUCAAGCUGUCUGCUAAAAACCAAGCAGGCUCCGGUGAGGAAUAUGUUAAGGAGAUCAUCACCUCUGAGGACAUACCCAGCAGCUACCCCCAGAAUCUCAGGGUGACGGGCCUCACCUCUACCUCUACCAUGCUGGCCUGGGAGCCUCCGCCUCUGGCUGAAAGGAACGGAGAGAUCGUCAAGUAUGUUGUGGUGUAUCGGGACAUUAAUAGCAAGGACAACUACACCAACAGCACCACAGAGACACACAUGACUGUUCAGGGUUUGCUGCCUGACACCACCUAUGACAUCAGAAUCCAAGCUUUUACCAACAAGGGAGGAGGACCUUUCAGCCCCAGCGUCCAAAGCAGGACCAUGCCGGCAUCUAUGCCAGUGUUUGUCAGAAACUUUGGUGUGAAAGCUGUCAUGAAAACCUCAGUCCUGCUGAUGUGGGAACUUCCAGAAACAUCCCAAACGUCUCCGCUUCACUUCAGGAUUCAGUAUCGGCAUCAUGAGGUGGAGGUCCAGGGUGAGCUGAAGAGGAAGCUGAUCACACAGCUGCAGCCAGAUACAGAAUAUUCCUUCAUGCUGAGCCAUGGCAGCGGAGAUGGAGGCCCGGAGCAGCGGCUCUCCGUCCGAACUGCCCCAGAUAUGUUGGCAGAGAAACCAACUCCAUAUCAGCCAAACGUGGAUGAAGACAGGGUGACGGUGGGUCUGCCAGCGGCCCCGACGGAAGCCAUUGUAAGGUGGUUCUACAUAGUGGUAGUCCCUGAAACUCUUCUGUCUCUGAAGCAAUGGAGAAACCCUGAGGACAUAGACCUAGAUGAGAUCCUGGAACCUGGUGAAGAGCAGACCCAGAACCAGGGUCUUCUCCAGCCCUUUGUUGCUGCUAAGAUGGACGUUCUGCCAGAUAUUUUUAUUCUAGGUGACGAUAAGAAAUACAACGGCUACCAAAAUAGGCCUCUUCCCGUCCAGCAGCAGCUGCGUUGCUUUGUUUUGGCCGACCUCACAGAUCACGACUCUCAGAGGACGUUUGCUGCCAGUCCGUUCUCUGACACCUUCAUGGUGAAAGCCGGCGGAGUCACCAGGCAGGCUCAGGAGGAUCCAGAGAUGUUGUGGGUCAUGGGUCCAGUGCUGGCUGUCAUCAUCAUCAUUAUCACAGUGAUUGCUAUUUUACUCUUUAAAAGGAAAAGCACAUCUUCAGCCAAGAAAGAACAGCUGCUAGAGAUGAAAGAUCCCCUGAUGGCCUGCAUGGCUGACCCUCUGGAGAUGAGAAGGUUGAAAUGUCAGACCUCAGGGAUGAAAGAACAUCCGCCUAUACCGAUCUGUGACUUGGCACAGCAUGUAGACAGACUCAGGGCCAACGACUGUCUACUGUUUUCACAAGAAUUCCAGACCAUCGAUCCUGGGCAGCAGCUCACCUGGGAGCACUCCAACCUGGAUAUUAACAAGACCAAGAAUCGUUAUGCAAACGUGAUCGCUUAUGACCACUCCAGGGUCAUCCUCGCAAAGAUGGAAGGAGUUCCAGGAAGCAGCUACAUCAAUGCCAACUACAUCGACGGCUACAGAAAACAGAACGCUUAUAUUGCCACUCAGGGCCCUCUGCCAGAGACCGUUUGUGAUUUCUGGAGGAUGGUUUGGGAACAGAGGACCUGCACUAUUGUUAUGAUGACCCGUCUAGAGGAGAAGUCAAGGGUGAAGUGUGACCAGUACUGGCCCAGUCGUGGUACUGAGACACAUGGAACAGUCCAGGUGACCAUACUGGAUUCUCUGGAGCUGGCGACCUAUGUCACACGGAGGUUCAACCUUAACAAGAAGGGUUCAUGUGAGAAACGAGAGGUCCACCAGCUUCAGUUUCUAGCCUGGCCUGACCAUGGAGUGCCUGAGCAUCCCACCCCGUUUCUGGGCUUCCUUCAGAGAGUCCGGGCGUGUAAUCCACCCGACGCUGGACCGGUGGUGGUUCACUGCAGUGCGGGGGUGGGCCGCACCGGCUGCUUCAUUGCCAUAGAUGCCAUGCUGGAGAGGAUGAAAUACGAAAAGUCUGUGGACAUUUAUGGUCAUGUGACGUGCAUGAGAGCUCAGAGGAACUACAUGGUGCAAACCGAGGAUCAGUACAUCUUUAUACAUGAAGCCCUGCUAGAAGCUGCAGCCUGUGGGAAAACAGAAGUUCCUGCCCGCAGCCUCUAUAGCCACAUCCAGAGACUCACCCAGAUGGCUCCAGGAGAGAACGUCACCGCCAUGGAACAGGAGUUCAAGAAACUGACCCUGAACGGAGGCCUGAAAACCUCCACCCAGACAUGCAUCAGCGCUAACCUGCCAUGUAAUGUCUUUAAGAACCGUCUGGCAAACAUUACGCCGUUUGAAUCGAGCCGUGUCUGCAUGCAGCCUAUCAGAGGCGUGGAGGGCUCCGAUUACAUCAACGCCAGUUUUAUUGAUGGAUACAGGCACCAGAAGGCUUACAUCGCCACUCAGGGCCCAUUGGCCACAACUACAGAUGACCUGUGGAGAAUGCUGUGGGAACACAACUCCACCAUUGUUAUCAUGCUGACCAAACUGCGCGAGAUGGGACGGGAAAAGUGUCACCAGUACUGGCCUGCUCAGCGUUCUGCACGUUACCAGUACUUUGUUGUUGACCCGGUGGCCGAGUACAACAUGCCUCAGUACAUCCUCAGGGAGUUCAAGGUCACAGACGCCAGGGACGGCCAGUCGAGGACCAUUAGGCAGUUCCAGUACACUGACUGGCCGGAGCAGGGAGUACCUCAAACUUUGGAGGCUUUCAUCGAUUUCAUCGGUCAAGUCCAUAAAACUAAAGAGCAGUUUGGACAAGAUGGUCCAAUCACUGUACACUGCAGCGCUGGGGUCGGACGGACCGGAGUCUUCAUCACUUUAAGUAUCGUGUUGGAGCGAAUGAGGUACGAAGGCGUAGCUGACAUCUUUCAAACCGUCAAGAUUCUCCGAACUCAAAGGCCAGCCAUGGUUCAGACAGAGGAGCAGUACUACAUGUGCUACAGGGCGGCUCUGGAGUACCUGGGAAGCUUUGAAGUCUAUCCAGUGUAACCUGACCAACAAUCACACCUUCUCAGCAAGGUGGAGAAAGGCUGCAGCGGGGGGAGGAGAAAGGCU